AACUACGAUAUAAGCGAAUCAUUCGGGACUGAACUAUCGCGUAUGUCGUGGAGUUCCUACAUUGAUUAAAGUUUAUCAUACGUAGAAAAGGAGAACAAGCAAAGGAAACGACCAAACGACCGAGUGAGAACAAAUAGUAACAUAUCGAUAAUACUGACAGGUUCUUUGGCAAGCGUUUUCACGGCCAAAUACUACCCUUCAAGUCUUCCUAAUGUUCAAGAAAUAAUGGAUAGAUUAGUAUUGUGAAAUAAAUUAAUUCAGAAAUAGCUGUCAGCUGACAAUCUUUGAAUUAUAUAUUAUAUAUUUUUCUAUGAAUUGUAUUAUUUAACAUUCUGUACAAAGUUCCAAUGUGAGUGUGAACGAAUAGUUACUGUAUUAAAGUGAUAAUAAUGGCAAAUGGUAAAAGAAAUGUUUUGACUUUCGAACAACGUCUGGAUGUUCUGAAAGACUUAGAGACAUCCUCUAUUUCAAGUGUCGCUAAAAAGUAUAACGUUCAUCAUAUGACGAUUCGGCGAAUAAUAGAAAAAGCUGCGACAAUUACCGAAUUUGCAGAAAAAGACAAGAAUGAGAAAAUGCGUAAAAAGAUAAGGAAACCGACAUAUGAAGAACUGGAGCAACAAUUGCUUACGUGGUUUGUAGAAAGAAAAACAGUCAGCGAAGUUGUAACAGAUGCGUUAUUUUUAGAAAAAGCUGCCGAAUUAAGACAGCAAAUUGGAGCGUGUUCACAUUUUAAAGUAAGUAGAGGGUGGCUCGCAAAUUUUAAAAGACGCCACAGGAUUAGAUUGGUGCGUUCUUACAGUGAGAAACCCAGUGCCGAUACAAAUGGAGCAGAGACAUUCGUGAAUGAUUUAAAAAAAUUCUUUGAACAAGAAAAUAUUAAUUUAGGGAAUGUAUAUAACAUGUACGAAAGUCUGUUAUUAUGGAAGGCGUUGCCUGUUCGAACUUUUGCAGGUAAAAUAGAAAAUUGCGCCAGUGAGCACAAGAUAUGGAAAGAAAGUGUAGCUGUAGGGCUGUGCGCAAACGCAACAGGAACGCAUAAAAUUAUGCCUCUUGUAAUUAAUAAAUACAAACAACCUAAAGCUUUAAGAAAUUUCACAAAUCAACCUCCAGAUGAAAUUUUAUUCGUUGACUGGUUUGAAAAUUAUUUUAAAAAAGCUGUACAAAUAUACCAGUUAGAAAAAGGAUUAUGCAGCAAAGUUGUACUAUUAAUUGAUAAUUCGUCAAGUCAUAAAUUUCCAACGAACUAUAUACAUGAUGAUCAGUUUCAAGUGAUAUAUUUACCGCCAAAUAUCGUGUCUUUGAUUCAACCUAUAAAUCAAGUAAUAAUUGACAAAAUGAAAAGAUGUUAUCGACAUAAAGUAAUGCAGUGUCUUAUUAAUUACGGAAAUGGACUUGAAGAGUUUUAUAAAAAGUAUACAAUUAAAGAUUGUAUUGAAAUAAUUAGUAAAGCUUGGAAUGAAGUGACACGCAAUAAUAUAAAAAAUAUGUGGAAGGAAAUUAUUAUACAACUACAAAUUAAAAAUGAAAAAGAAGAAGAAGGAGGGGAAAUAAAAGAAGAAAAAGAAGAAGAUGUAAUAACAGAAAUACGACAAAUUUGCACACAGAUUGCAGGAUACGAUGUAACGGCAGAAUAUAUCGAGGACUAUUUAUCCGCAUGUACGGAGGAGGAAAAUAGAUUUUUAAGAGAAGCUGAAGAGUUGAACACAGGAAAAAAUGAACAUAUACUCGGAGAAAAAGAGGCAGAAAUGGAUGAAGAAACGGAUGAAGGAACGAAUGAGGAAAGGGCCAUAGAUUGGGUUGAAGAAAAGCCUGAAGUAAGUGAUGAAGGUGAACGAAUAUCGGGAUGUGGGAUUCUACUCAAGCAAGAAGAAAGAGAAGAAUUAGAGAAUAUUUUUAUACGUUUGAAUUGUUAUAAGAGUCGGAUCUCCCGUUCGGCACAAUUACAUCUCGAAGGAUUAAAAUUAUCGUUUUUAGGUGAUACUCAAAACUAAAUUCACAUGAUAUGAGUACGUAUUCAGAAGAAAAUGAUGUGUAUUCGAGCAACAGAAAAUAACUCGGUACGAAAUAUUAUAUUAUUAAAUUAAAAAUACCGUUUAAUUAAUACGUGAUAUUGUUUUA
Megachile rotundata (alfalfa leafcutting bee) is the source of this 2118-nucleotide messenger RNA. RefSeq names its product jerky protein homolog-like. Lineage: Eukaryota; Metazoa; Arthropoda; Insecta; Hymenoptera; Megachilidae. The record is from RefSeq and is a predicted model, not a curated record.